AUGAUUAUCAUGGAAGGUCUCCCCCACGCGCCUCCCGCUUUGGGCAUGAUUCAUCUCACGAUUCCUCUGGCUUUGCCUCCCAACGCUCUCCACCGCGUGGCUCACCUGGCGCUUCCCCUGGAUUCCAUGGACCUCAACAUAACCAGGGACCUCGACGAGCAGACUCUCCGUUCGGUCCACCAUCAAAACGUCAAAGAACACGCAGUCCAUCGCCCCGUGGUCCGCGUGCGCCAUUCGCCAACCGUCGAUCUUCAUACAGCAAGCACAGUGACAGACGCGAUCGAAGCCCUCCUUUUCGAGGUCGAGGUCGGGGAUUUUCAGGUCGCGGUGCCCCAAGGGGACGGUCUCCACGUCGAGGUCGCGAUCGCCGAGGAACUGACCGUCGUCGCUCUGACAUCCCGAGACACGCCCAAUCGAAGUCGCCCGUGCGCGACAGAAGCUUUCAUCAGUCGCCUAACCGACGUUCUCGCUCACGCAGUGACGAUUACAGUGAUCGAGAUUCUCGAUAUCGUUCUCGGUCUUUAUCAAGGCACUCCGUUCGUUCAUCCGGAUCACGGGGCUCUGUAUCUCCCUCUAAUCCGCGUCCCGACGAGCCAAUGA
Penicillium manginii is the source of this 600-nucleotide messenger RNA. RefSeq lists its product as uncharacterized. NCBI's taxonomy places the organism in Eukaryota, Fungi, Ascomycota, Eurotiomycetes, Eurotiales, Aspergillaceae. The record is from RefSeq and is a predicted model, not a curated record. The transcript has 2 exons. The coding region runs from base 1 to 600 and encodes 199 amino acids.